This is a messenger RNA of Phyllostomus discolor (pale spear-nosed bat), 2729 nucleotides long. Its product is annotated as basic leucine zipper and W2 domain-containing protein 1-like. The transcript has a single exon. NCBI's taxonomy places the organism in Eukaryota, Metazoa, Chordata, Mammalia, Chiroptera, Phyllostomidae. The record is from RefSeq and is a predicted model, not a curated record. Gene Ontology annotation, cellular component: cytoplasm; membrane. The coding region runs from base 77 to 1336 and encodes 419 amino acids. Gene Ontology annotation, molecular function: protein binding.
GGAGAGACCGCCGCAGUUGUCGCCACAUCUGGAAUUUCUGGCCCUUUUCUCUUCGCCUUAAAUUCGGGUGUCUUUUAUGAAUAAUCAAAAGCAGCAAAAGCCAACGCUAUCAGGCCAGCGUUUUAAAACCAGAAAAAGAGAUGAAAAAGAGAGGUUUGACCCUACUCAGUUUCAAGACUGUAUUAUUCAAGGCUUAACUGAAACUGGUACUGAUUUGGAAGCAGUAGCAAAGUUUCUUGAUGCCUCUGGAGCAAAACUUGAUUACCGCCGAUAUGCAGAAACACUCUUUGACAUUCUGGUGGCCGGGGGAAUGCUGGCCCCAGGUGGUACAUUGGCAGAUGACAUGAUGCGUACAGAUGUCUGUGUGUUCGCAGCACAAGAAGACCUAGAGACCAUGCAAGCAUUUGCUCAGGUUUUUAACAAGUUAAUCAGGCGCUACAAAUACCUGGAGAAAGGUUUUGAAGAUGAAGUAAAAAAGCUGCUGCUGUUCUUAAAGGGUUUUUCGGAGUCGGAGAGGAACAAGCUGGCUAUGUUGACUGGUGUUCUUCUGGCUAAUGGAACAGUUAAUGCAUCCAUUCUUAAUAGCCUUUAUAAUGAGAAUUUGGUUAAAGAAGGGGUUUCAGCAGCUUUUGCUGUAAAGCUCUUUAAAUCAUGGAUCAAUGAAAAAGAUAUCAAUGCAGUAGCUGCAAGUCUUCGGAAAGUCAGCAUGGAUAACAGGCUGAUGGAACUUUUUCCUGCCAAUAAACAAAGCGUUGAACACUUCACGAAGUACUUCACUGAGGCAGGCUUAAAAGAGCUUUCAGAAUAUGUUCGGAAUCAGCAAACCAUUGGAGCUCGUAAGGAACUCCAGAAAGAACUUCAAGAACAGAUGUCCCGUGGUGAUCCAUUUAAGGAUAUAAUUUUGUAUGUCAAGGAGGAGAUGAAAAAAAACAACAUCCCAGAACCCGUUGUCAUUGGAAUAGUCUGGUCCAGUGUAAUGAGCACCGUGGGAUGGAAUAAAAAAGAGGAGCUUGUAGCAGAGCAAGCCAUCAAGCACUUGAAGCAAUACAGCCCUCUCCUUGCUGCCUUUACUACUCAAGGUCAGUCUGAGCUGACUCUGUUACUGAAGAUUCAGGAGUAUUGCUACGACAACAUUCAUUUCAUGAAAGCCUUCCAGAAAAUAGUGGUGCUUUUUUACAAAGCUGAAGUCCUGAGUGAGGAGCCCAUUCUGAAGUGGUAUAAAGAUGCACAUGUUGCAAAGGGGAAAAGUGUCUUCCUUGAACAAAUGAAAAAGUUUGUGGAGUGGCUCAAAAAUGCUGAAGAAGAAUCUGAGUCUGAAGCUGAAGAAGGUGACUGAAUUUUGAAACUACACCCUCAAUAAAGCAAACAGGAGUUGUAGAUAAAAUGUCAUGUCUCAUGUGUCCUGGUUCUUACAUCUUCCUACCUCCCUAUAUCAAGCAUGAUAUAAGGGCUUUCAUAGCAAAUUUUAUUUUAACUGUUUCUAUGGUUACUGGAAAUGUUGGGUUUAGUUUCAAAAACCAUGUUGUAAGUAGCUACAGGAGCUAUAGAUUUGAAUCUAAUGUUGCAUUAGUCUUUUCAGUUCUCUUCUACCUCCUGUAUUUUCUACUGUAAUAAUGUAAUUUAAGGCCUUCCACAAGGAACAGUUCACUUUUUUCCUGGGUUUUCUAUAUAAAGUUUUCAAGAUAUGAUUUGGUUAAAAAUAAUUUGUUAUAAAAAUUCUGUUUGCAAAUUAAACUGUAAAAGUAUCCAAAGUCUCAAAAAGCAAUGAUUUGUGUGAUAAUUUGGUGUGCCCAAAGCCCUCAUCCAGGAAAACCUCAUAUACAGCAGUUGAAUUCAUUACAUGACUCUUGAGUAUUUGGGCCAUUGCUUCCAUGUUAAUAUUUUCUUAAUUUUUAACCCUUAUGUCUUGAGCUCAGUUUUUUGUUCUCUGGUUUCCAUUCCUUAGUGGAGCCAUGGAGAACAAGCUUCAAAGUGGGGUCUUUGGGAAAUUGUACUUGGCAGAGGUGGUGGGAAGAAGGAAGCUGAGUUUUUCCCAUUGAGAAAUUUCUGCAUUCCGUUGUAUCUUUCCAGGCAAAAUAGCUGGGUAUUCUUUUCAUACCAUUUUCAACUGUACCUUAGAAAAAUCUUGUCACUUUAACAAAGUUAACACUUGUCAUAUACUUAGAUUGGUAGGAAAGGACUCAUGGAAUAGUGUGAGUAAAGGAAAUGCCUUUACCCUAGUUGCCUUUUAUUUUUAAUUGCCAUGAGCCAACUAUCUCUUCUAUACAGUUGAUUCAUUUAUUUUAAUGGCUGCCUUUUAAUUUUCAUCUUUUCUUGCUGUCAUCCAUCUAUAUAUGUAUGUAGUCAGUAGAAAACAAAAUAUGACCACGCUUUUUGGUGGAAAGAACUUUAUCUUACAUGUGAAGAUUUUGGAAGUUUUGAUUGUUGAAAGAAACUAGGUUGGAAUAAGAGACUGGGUAGAAGUUGCCCCUUUCAGAGGUGCCAUUUUUUUGAGCCAAGAAUUUGGUGUUUAGCAGUUCAUCUGGAGAGAAUAAUGUGUAGUAUAAUUUGAAAUAAAGUUGUAUAGUAACCUUAAGGAGAGCAUUAUUACUGAUAUCAUUGUGAAUGGGGUGAAAUUGUUAAAUGAAUAACUUUGAUCAAGUUUUCAUGCACAGGCAAAAUGUAUUCACUAGGUUCCUACAUAGUGAUCUGCUUUUACUUUGUAAUUUGUAGUCCUCAAAAGACUUUUU